AUGGCUUUCUUAUCAACUGCUGAAGCUUGUGAUACGAAUGUAGCACUUUUGUCGAGUUGUGAUCUACGGGUCCUGCAACCUAUCUUCCAGAUUUAUGGCCAACGUCGAGCGUUCUGUGGCCCCAUUGCCACUGUUAAGGUGUUUGAAGACAACGUGUUGGUCCGAGAGCUUCUUGAAACCCGAGGAGAAGGUCGAGUCCUGGUCAUAGACGGUGGAAGCAGCACAAGAUGUGCCUUGCUAGGAGGAAAUCUUGGACAAUUGGCCCAAAAUAAUGGCUGGACUGGUAUUGUAGUUAAUGGCUGUAUUAGAGAUGUAGACGAGAUAAACAGCUGUGAUAUUGGGGUCAGGGCCUUGGCAUCACAUCCCCAGAAAUCAAACAAAAAGGGCAAUGGCGAAAAACACGUCCCAAUUCACAUUGCGGGAACAUUAAUUCGUGACGGGGAAUGGUUGUAUGCAGAUAGUGAUGGCAUACUAAUAUCCAAAACCGAGCUGUCUAUCUAG
Fraxinus pennsylvanica is the source of this 501-nucleotide messenger RNA. NCBI's taxonomy places the organism in Eukaryota, Viridiplantae, Streptophyta, Magnoliopsida, Lamiales, Oleaceae. The record is from the annotation of a GenBank genome assembly.